Messenger RNA from Nicrophorus vespilloides, 1459 nucleotides. It is a transcript of the gene Dph2, whose product is annotated as diphthamide biosynthesis protein 2. Gene Ontology annotation, biological process: protein histidyl modification to diphthamide. The transcript has 4 exons. The record is from RefSeq and is a predicted model, not a curated record. The coding region runs from base 131 to 1441 and encodes 436 amino acids. Gene Ontology annotation, molecular function: 2-(3-amino-3-carboxypropyl)histidine synthase activity. NCBI's taxonomy places the organism in Eukaryota, Metazoa, Arthropoda, Insecta, Coleoptera, Silphidae.
AAUGACAGAAAGUGUUUGCUGCAUUUGCUGCUUCAAAGGUUAAGUUCUCAGCAAACAUUUACUCCAUUUACUGUUUAAGAAUGAUUAUUUAAAUGUGGACCAUUGGUAUUUUAUUAGAUGUAUUAAAACUAUGGCACAAUUUUCAAGUAAUGAGGCUGUGAGUCUAUCCAAAACUAUAAACAAUCACAAGCAGCUGGCAAACACACCCGAUGAACAUAUUUAUGAUUAUUAUGAUAUAAAGAAGUGUAUCUAUUGGAUACAGUCUAAUGAAUAUAAAAAGGUAUGUCUUCAAUUCCCAGACUACCUUCUUCCAGAUUCUCCAAAAGUAGCCAAUCAUUUACAAAAUGAGUUGCAACAAACAGUUUAUGUUUUAGGGGACACAGCUUAUGAAAGUUGUUGCAUAGAUUAUGUUGCUGCAGCACAUAUAGAUGCAGAUGCAGUUAUCCACUUUGGUCCAAUGUGCUUUUCACAACCAACAUGUUCAAUUCCUAGUUUAUUUAUUCAUGAAAAACACAAACUAAACAUCGAAGAGUUUUUGCAAAUAAUUAAUACAGAAUUCUCAUCAAUCACUGAUUGCAUUAUAGUAGUGAUUGAUUCUCCUUUGUUGCAUUUAAAAGAUAAUAUAUGUUUUAAUCAAAAUAAUAUAAUAGUUAAAUCAAUAACAGAUUCUGAUUUGAAUGUACAGGAAUCUACUGUUAUUUAUGUUGGAGAAAAUGAUAGGAAAUUAAUGAAUUUUAACUUUAUUCAUAAACCUAAACAAUUAUACUAUUACUAUAAUGGAAACUUAUCAUCCUAUGAUGCUGAUUUAAAAAUACUGAAGAGGCGUUACUUUUUGAUUGAGAAAAUCAAAGAUUCAGAGACAGUUGGUAUAAUUGUGGGCACAUUGGCAAUUAAAAAUUAUUUAAAGAUCAUUGAGAGAAUGAAGAAACUGUUGAAGUUGAAUGGCAAAAAGUUCUAUAUGAUUAGUGUUGGUAAACCAACAGUUGCAAAAUUGGCAAAUUUUCCAGAGAUGCAUGUCUAUAUUCUAAUUGGAUGCGCAAUGAAUGAGAUCUAUGAAAGCAGGGAUUUCUAUAGACCAAUUGUGACACCUUAUGAUGUUGAAGUUGCCUUAAAUUCAAAUGCAUCAACGGAUCUAAAAUUCAGUUACGAUUUUAACUCUUCCAUUGCACAUGAUUCUGAUAAUUUAGCAGCAACGGAUAAAAGCGACGUUAGUUUAAUCAGCGGCAAUAUUCGGUAUAACAGCGAAAUUAAGAUGAACGAGGAGAGUAGGUUGGUUCUUAAGGAGAGUUCUGGUGCGUUGAUUGAAUCGCAUGGAGCCGGAUUCUUAGCAAAUAGAAGUUGGACGGGGCUUGAGCAAAAUUUAGGACAAACUGAAGUUAUGUUAGCUGUAGAUGGUAGAAGUGGAAUAGCGCAAGGAUAUGCAAAUGAAUUAGAACUGUAAUUUGUUUUAAUAUAUUUA